AUGUUUUAUCUUUAUCGCUUUUCAGAAUUAACAGACGAAGAACUUGAUUUCGUAGCGAAAAAUGCAAUGCGCUAUAUAUUAGAACUUCAAAAAGGUUGUUAUGCCAAAUUGCUUGUUUACGAAUUAAAUAAUAUCGGACUCAUGCUUGGUGGAAUAAUCCUAGAUUAUGCUAAAAGGCACAACGCGAACGAAGAUAUUAUUGACAAUAUUCGUUUACUUGCAAGGAAUUUUAUACUCACAUUCAAUUUCGAGUGCUGGAAUCCAUAUGAUCCCGCAAGAAAAUCGAACCUCUUUUUCAAUACAGGCAAAAUAAUGUAUUACACAAGAAAUGCCAGCGCUGAUCUUCCAGUCCGCUAUAACAUCGUCAGAAGGUUUGAAGACGAAAUUGAAGAAAAAUUCAACAAACAACCUUAUUUCCCACUUAGAAUUCUACUUUGUUCGCCUAAAAUACCAAAUCAUACGAAAGAAACACCAUUAUCUGAACUCUAA
Messenger RNA from Trichomonas vaginalis G3, 489 nucleotides. RefSeq lists its product as uncharacterized. NCBI's taxonomy places the organism in Eukaryota, Parabasalia, Trichomonadida, Trichomonadidae. The transcript has a single exon. The coding region runs from base 1 to 489 and encodes 162 amino acids. The record is from RefSeq and is a predicted model, not a curated record.